UCUCUCUCACUCGCUCACCCUCCUCCUGGACAGGCCUGGAGAAAGUGUAACACGCCCCGAAAGAAAUUAUCGUUCCUUGUCCACCACCCAGUCCAGCAGGAUUGGCAGAAGAGUGGCGUAAGAAUAGAAUGGAUUUAUUGAUGCUAAGUCUGAUCGUGAUAAGUAUUUUGGCUGGGCUCAUGUUGGGCCUGUACUGGCUCGUGUUGAAGGAAUAUUGUCUCACCAAAACGCUCGAAAGUGCAGAAGACGUUGAAACGGAUGAGGAAAUACUUUCGUAAUUUUUGAGAGGUGUGGUUCAGUGGUGGUGGAGGACGAAGUAAGUGACGUGGUGAUAAGUGGUUACCAAUAACUAACACUACUAACAGGAGUACGGGAACGUUGUGUGUAUUAAAGACUAAAAAUCCAAGAUAGGUGUAUGUACAUAGGCAACUCUGAAUACGUCAUCCACCUGACAUAAUCAUGUUGACAAGCUAAAACUCAAUUUAACUAAUCUUGCUCUACUGAAAAAAACGACUCCAACUCGGUACGGACCACACCCAGAGCAUAGUUUGGUGGCCAAAUCACCCCCUGAAACUAAAUCAGGCUUGACACACCCUCUGCUUUUACGAAAUGUCAGACGCGUACCUCUCAUCGACUGGAAGGGAGACCAUGACCCACAUGAACAACAAUAAACUGGUCCGCGGACCCAUUUCUGCCCCCAACACGCCGGAAUCCCUUCGUCGCGGCAUGCGGGACAAGAAGGACAAGAUGGAGUACAAUCAGAUGAUGAUGCGCUCCCUGACUGAGCAGGGGAGCACGCGCCCCCUCUCGUACCACGGGCGGUCGGGGUCACUCUGCAUCAUGGAUGGUCACCAGUACCCACCCCCACACCCACCCAUCGUCAACAAGCGGCAUAUCGUGUCAUCCGGGGCGAGAAGCAAGAAUAAGGAGUCGCUCCUUCUCAAUCGGAGAUCAAUGCCGAUCCCGUACCAAAGUGGGGAGAACAAUAGGUUGUUGUUGGGUCGGGAAAAAAUCCAAGACGUGCUAGAAUUGGACACUAAAUUACCUCGCAUUGAUCUCGAAAAGAUUGAGACUCACUUACGGCAGGCCCGUGAGGAGGAACGCAAGUAUCGCUCCGACCGGGACGAGAUACGGAGAAGGCUUGCACUUGAGGGAGACUGGGGCUGUGGUGGUUGUGGGGAUGAUAAGCCUCUGAGAAAACAUAACCUUCAAUCCAGACUACAGACGAGUAUGAAUUUGCAAGUGUGCUUCAUGAAUGAGACUACGUCAGAUAACGAAUCACCAAAUUCGGAUGAUUCCGAAGGGAGAUCGCAACAACAGCAGCAGCAGCAACCACAGAACCAAAGCCUUCCCAGUCUUAACAAGAAACCUGGAAGUUCUUCCGGAGGAGAGCAAAACUUUAUUGAGAAACAUGACAAACUUCAAGCCGAAGUUCGCCACGCAUUGGCACAAGCGAAAGACGUGGCAAGACUGCAACUGACCCAGGAACGAGAAGGUCGUGCUCACUCUCCAAUCACGGAAAUGGUACGAAACACACUGGAAAAAAUAGGGGUGGGAUUACCUCCCGAUCGGAGACGAAGGAUGAGUCGCCAAUUAUUAACGGAAAUCAAUGUGACCCAGCUUCAAGUUAUUGUUAACGAUUUACAUUCACAUAUCGAGAAGCUAAACGAAAGCCUCGUCUCAAUGUUGCUGGAGAGAGAUGAUCUCCACAUGGAGCAAGACUCGAUGCUCGUAGAUAUUGAGGAUUUGACAAGAUACCUGUGAAGUCCUUGUCGCUAACCUUUUCACGACUUUUUUGCUGUGUUUUAACUCACUUCCUAUAAAAAACCAUCGCUUAUCCAUAAUUAAUUAAAUAAAAUUCAAACGAGCAGCAGCAGCAGCCUUUGAUGUUUUUAAUAUGCGAAAUAAGAAAUAAUAUGCUCGCGGAGGCCAAAAAAUUAAAAAUAUGACGACGACACACCUCAAAAAUCUUCCUCCUUACACGUUGUUGCCAUUGAUUGUUGUUGUAAUUGAUCAAUAUUAAUGUCGCUGGCUUAUGGCAUACAUAUGUAUUAUGCUGUUUGCAAAUAAAUGUGCAAAAUUCGUGUGGCAAAAAUUCAUAUGGAAUGAAAAUACAAUAAACAAAAGAAGAAUCUCGCAAAAAAUAAAAAAUGGAAUGGAUACAUAUACAGAUAAAAUAAAUUCAGAUUUUAAAAUUUGUAAUAUAUGUCAAAGUUAAUUGAAGAGAUCAAUUGUGGAAUAAAAUACAUACAAAUGGCUUAUUAUUAUGUAAGGAA
Messenger RNA from Folsomia candida, 2276 nucleotides. RefSeq names its product schwannomin-interacting protein 1. The transcript has 9 exons. Bases 610 to 1764 code for a protein of 384 amino acids. The record is from RefSeq and is a predicted model, not a curated record. Lineage: Eukaryota; Metazoa; Arthropoda; Collembola; Entomobryomorpha; Isotomidae. Gene Ontology annotation, biological process: positive regulation of hippo signaling. Gene Ontology annotation, cellular component: plasma membrane; cell junction.